Molecule: messenger RNA, 2724 nt
Organism: Blepharisma stoltei
Lineage: Eukaryota; Ciliophora; Heterotrichea; Heterotrichida; Blepharismidae
Source: the annotation of a GenBank genome assembly
AUGAGCACACAAGAUUCAUCUAAUACUGGCUUUACUAAUAGGCAGAAGGCAAAUCAAGAUUUAAAUCUUACAAUUCCAGAAGUUGAUGAAGUCAGCAUAAUUAAAGACGAGUUUUCAGAAUCUGUGCUCUCAAAAAUAAAAGUUUCUAAUUUUCUUUAUCAAAAGCAAGCUUUUUGUGGAUUUAUUAAUUAUAUAAAUAUUUUAUGUGGAAUUUUUUUUUUUAAUAUAUAUAAGAAUUUUUUUAAAAUGCGCUAUUAAUUAAGAUUAUUUUUAAAGCUCAAUAAUUUGCAAAAAAAUAUUUAAUAUUCUUGAAAAAAUGAUUUUAAAAAAUUAUUAAUGCUGCAUAAAAAUAUUAUGAGCGAGUAAGAGAAACAGGAUAAUCAAAGAAAAGCUGGGGCAUGAAGAAAAUGAUCCUCAAACAAUGACUCAGUAUUCUCCAGAAAAAGUUGAAGAAAUGGUCCAAGAAGAAGUUAGAAACAGAAGAAAAUACACAGGGCAACAACAAAAUAUGAGUCCUGGUGAAUCAUUAUUAAAGCCAUCAACUCGAAAACUUCACAUUGACAAUGGCUCAUGCUUCAUGUGCUAUAUUGUGAAAAAUAAAUCUUUGCAUGAUUUAAUCCCUGACUAUGAAUUAUCCCAUUUCUCAUUAUUUUUACUACAAAUUUACCAAACCUAUUAUUAUAAUUAUUUUUAAAAAAGUGUUUACUCUGAUUAGUAUCCUCCUUUUCAAUAUUCAUUAAUUUAUCAACAUGUAAACAAGUUUUUGAAGAAAUGUUGCAAAAACUCCCACAGUCCAAUGAAGCAAAUUUUGGACUAGGAAGGGUUUUGGCAUAUGAAGAAAAAUAUGAAGAAUCAAUAAAACACCUAAGAGUGGCUUUACGAAACAAGCCAAAAGACGUCCUUUUUUUAACCUGGUACCAAUUUGUGCAAUGAAAACUUGCAGGAAAUAGACAUGACCUAUUAAAUUUAAAAGAAGCAAUGGUUACUGUGCUUAGGGAGAAUAAAAAACAAAUAGAAAUACUGUGGGGGCUAAUGGAAAUUUCUCUAUCAAAACAGCUUGAAUGUGGCUCAGAAAUAGAAGUUCCCCAAUACUACGCAAGUAAUAUAAAAGAAAUUGAUACUUAUUAUGGCUAUUUAGCAUGAAGCACACUGUUUCUAAAACAAGACCAAGAAGAAAAAGGCCUAGACAUCUUGCAAGAAUUAAUUAAAUCAAACCCUGAUAUCCCAGAAGCUUAUAUUGUGCUAUGGGAACAUUAUUACUACAAGCAGCAUGAAUAUCUCAAAUCAGAAGAUUUGGCAGCUGAAGCAUUUUUAAGGAUCACAGACUAUGAAAACCAUCAGUACUAUAUCCUUUUCUGCAUAAUCUACGCAAAAUCAUACGCUCAGAACGGAAAACUCCCAAAUUGUCUAGAACUUUUAAUGCAAAAAUUCAAUGAGCAUCCGACAUAUACAGUGUUUUUGUAUCAUUAUGGCAGAAUCUGUGCAAAAUCUGCAGACCCAAGCUAUAGAGGGUCAGCAAUUGCAGCGCUUGAAGAAAGCUUGAGGCUUUGCAAUAAGACGAGGUUUGGGAAGAUUUAUUAUUGGCUUGCCAAAGUCCUGGUAGAGGACAAGCAGAUAUAUGAAGCCUCAAAAGCGAUCAAAAAAGCAAGAAAAUUGCUGCCAAGCACUGAAGUUCCAAAAUUAAAUGAAAUUAAGCAGCUAUAUGAAGACAUCAGGCCUAAAAUUGAGCUUAUUGAUACCCUUAAAAACAGUUUUAAGGCAAAUAUGACUGAAGAAGAGCUAGCUAACUGUAAAAAUUUGUGUGAUCAAGUAAAAGUUUUCAGUAAAGAAAUAGGAGAAUGCUAUGAUGCAAGGCUAUUAUGAAUGAAAGGAGAAGAGGAAGAGGCCAUUGAGCUGCUUGACGAAGUCUCUAGCUCUGAUACUUUAUAUUUAAAAGCUUAUGACGAAGUCUUCAAAUACUUAAAAAUCCAAAAUAAUUCCAAACUUCUCAAAAAAAUUGGCAAAGCGAUGAUUUCACGCUGCAAAGUCGUGAAAUUCCCUGUAUCUGUAUGAAUGAAAAUGCAUAUUCUGUACGCUGACGUUUUGUCUAUAACAGCGACCCCUGCUGAUGCGAUUAUCUUAUUAAAAUGCUUAGCCAAGGUUUUCCCACCUCUUCCAUUUGCAGAAAUCCCAUAUACAAAGACCCUUAAAAGGGCAAAAAAUUUAGAUGAGCUAGAAGCAGCUUGUAAUAAAGCAAUAGAGUCAUCUAAGUCUUAUAGCUAUACAAAUUAUAGAAAUACCCAGGCCAAUAUUUUAUCUGAGGACUAUUUUGAGUCGUAUUUAUCGAAAAAUAAUGUUGAAUAUAAGUUUAAAGGACUGGAGGAUAAAAAAAGCAAAAAAUUGCCUGUGCAGGCUCAGCAGCUGUCAAAUGAUGCAUUUUUGGUAUGCUCGGAGCCUGAUUUUUUAUAUAAAAUAGCAAAAUUGGCGGUUAAACAUCAUGUGCAUAUUGAUGAUGGGCUUUGUGCAAUUGAAGAUUAUUUGUUGCUGCUGAAAUUUAACCAGAGAAAAAAGCAGAAGCAGUUUCAGAGAGCAAAAGCGCUGUAUUUGAAGGCGUUUUUAUUGGUGGAAGGGUUUAAUCUGAUGGGAGCUAUACAACUGAUGGAAGAAGCUUUACCCUUACUUGAGCAAGUAGGAGCAAAUAACAAGGCAGAAAAAGUGAGAAAGUUUUUAGCUGAGCAUUCUUAA